Molecule: messenger RNA, 2142 nt
Organism: Labeo rohita (rohu)
Lineage: Eukaryota; Metazoa; Chordata; Actinopteri; Cypriniformes; Cyprinidae
Gene: irf4l
Product: interferon regulatory factor 4 like
Exons: 8
Coding region: 88-1362 (424 amino acids)
Biological process (GO): immune system process; regulation of transcription by RNA polymerase II
Cellular component (GO): nucleus
Molecular function (GO): protein binding; DNA-binding transcription factor activity, RNA polymerase II-specific; RNA polymerase II cis-regulatory region sequence-specific DNA binding
Source: RefSeq, a predicted model, not a curated record
UCUGCUGAAGACACCAGUCACAAUCACAGCUCCUGUUAUUUGCAUUACUUAGAUUAUAUUUCCACACUUUAAUUUGUCAGACUGAGGAUGUCGGGAAGCUCCGGGAACGGGAAGUUGCGUCAGUGGCUGAUCGAGCAGGUGGACACUGGGAAAUAUCCCGGCUUAGUUUGGGAGGAUCGAGAGCGAACCAUAUUUCGCAUCCCGUGGAAACACGCAGGGAAACAGGACUAUAACAGAGACGAGGAUGCAGCGCUCUUCAAGGCCUGGGCUUUGUUUAAGGGCAAGUAUCGUGAGGGAAUAGAUAAACCGGAUCCACCCACCUGGAAAACCCGGCUCAGGUGCGCCUUGAACAAAAGCAGCGACUUCGAGGAGCUCGUGGGCCGGAGUCAGCUGGACGUGUCAGAGCCGUUUAAAGUUUACCGUGUUAUUCCUGAGGGAACCAAGAGAGCACCAAAAUCAUAUGAGAAAGUUUCCACAAGCUCAGGUCACCAUAACUACCCCUUUUAUCCUUCAUAUGAACCUGUGGAGGGUCAGGUGUGUAACUUCAUGUCUGCUGCUGACAGGAACUGGAGGGACUUCCUGUGUGAGCAGAACUCACUGUCCGACGUCCACUUCAGCCAGAACUCACGCUGGGACGCUGGGUACCAGAUCAGUGGCUCUUUCUACAGCUGUAACACGUUUGACUCGCCUCCGUCUCCGUUCACUCUGGACGCCAGCAUGAGAUCAGCGGAGGCCAUGGCGCUGUCAGACGCCCGUCUGCAGGUGUCGGUGUUUAGCGGUGAGACUCUGGUCUCAGAAGUCACCGUCACAAGCGCCGAAGGCUGUCGAUUGGCUCCGCAUGAUGACAACUGGACCUACAGCGGCCCGGGCGGCCCGGAGGUGGUUCCUCUGCCUCAGGCUGAGAGAGGAGCGUUGGAGGGGGGCGUCCUGCUGUGGAUGACGCCCGACGGCCUGUACGCCCGACGCUUCUGUCAGUGCAGGGUCUACUGCGACGGGACACACACAAACCUAAGCGCCAAACUCUGCAAACUAGAGAGAGAGCAGACCAGCAAACUACUGGACACACAGCUCUUCCUGACAGAGCUCCAGGGUUAUUUCCUGCACGCUCGUCCUCCUCCGCGUUUCCACGUGCAACUGUUUUUUGAGUGCUGUGACCCCUCCGCAGACAAGAGACCCCUGACAGUCCAGGUGGAGCCACUGUUCGCCCGUCAGCUGCUGCUGCUCCUCCAGCAGGGCGGAGUGAACUACAUGAGGAACAGCCAUGAACUUUCACCUCUGACCCCUGAGCAGGUUUACCCCACCCACCAAGAGUAUCCAGUCAUCAGUGGACACCAGACGCAUGGAAAUUUCGUACAAGAGUGACCCAAAGAAGUUUCAAGACACUUCAAGACACCAAUUUAUUAAUAUACAGUUAACAUUAAUAAACCAAAAUCCACAUAUAGGCUUUUAUAUUUACUGUUGCCAAGCCAUGUAGCAACUUAAUGCAUUAAUACAGAAUGUCAAAAUCAAUCAGUCAAUCAAUUAAUCAAUCAAUAAGUAAAUAUGAACUUGUAUUAAAAAGGGUAAAAAUAUUUAUAUAGAUAUAAUUUAAAAAAUUAAGAAAUAUUUCAAUGACUGUCUGUUUAAUAUUGUUUAUGUUUUUGUGCUUUAUAUUUUACUUUUUCUGCUUGUACUGUUUUUAUGUUGUAAAACUGAUUUAACAAAAUCUCAGGGACAAAAUCUGUUUGAAAUGUAUUUCUUCCUAUGUUUGAAAUAAAAUAUCCACAUGAAAUAAUACUGCAAAUGGGGCCUACCAUUUUAAAAAAUAUUAUGUAUUAUGUAACUAUAUAUUAUGUAAAGAUAAACAUUUCAGGAACUACUACUCUUUAUGGGUCUGGGAUCAGGUCUCAUUGGUGUCCAGCCAUUUUUAGUUGUACAAAACAGCUGCUUGAUAUUGCAAAUUGACAUGUCUUACCAUAUUAUUUGAAUGCAUUAUCUUGAUUAUAAACACACUGGUUUGUAGUAUUCCUCUCAUUAUUUCCUUAUAGUGGCUAACGAACCGAAGGUCUCGUCCAUAGGCUUACUGCAGCAUUAAAAAAAAAAAUAAAGGUGGGUAGUUAAACCAUGCUAACUACAAAUAAACCAUAGUUUUCUUACACUAAC